Suncus etruscus (white-toothed pygmy shrew) is the source of this 930-nucleotide messenger RNA. Its product is annotated as olfactory receptor 14J1-like. Bases 1 to 930 code for a protein of 309 amino acids. The record is from RefSeq and is a predicted model, not a curated record. The transcript has a single exon. Gene Ontology annotation, biological process: G protein-coupled receptor signaling pathway. Gene Ontology annotation, molecular function: olfactory receptor activity; G protein-coupled receptor activity. Gene Ontology annotation, cellular component: membrane. Lineage: Eukaryota; Metazoa; Chordata; Mammalia; Eulipotyphla; Soricidae.
AUGGCUAACUUCACAACUGGGUUUCUUCUCACAGGAUUUUCAGCCAACCCUGAGCUAGAAAACUUAUAUGCUUCUUUGUUUUUAGUUUUGUAUCUGUUGGCUUUUACGGGCAACAUCCUCAUCAUCACCGCCAUUUCCAUGGAUGACAGUCUUAACACUCCCAUGUAUUUUUUCCUGAAACAUCUCUCCUUUUUGGAUCUCUGCUAUAUUUCUGUGACUGUACCGAGAUUCAUUUACAACUCUUUCAUGCAGAGUGGAAAUAUCUCUCUCUGGGGAUGCGUAUUGCAAUGUUUUGCUCUAAUACUUUGUGCAUCUGCUGAGCUGUUCAUGCUGACAGUGAUGUCUUAUGACCGCUACGUGGCCAUCUGUUUUCCAUUGCACUAUGACAUCAUCAUGGACGUCAGAACCUGUGCCCAUGGAGUCAUUGGAGUUUGGGUCAGUGGGACCCUCUCUGGAGUCAUGCAUACAGCAGGUACUUUCUCCAUCCAAUUCUGUGGCCCCCGGGUCAUCCAUCAGUUCUUCUGUGAUGUUCCCCAGAUCUUGAAACUCUCCUGCUUCAAUGACUAUCUUGCUGAGGUUGGUGUCACUAUCUUCCUCUCUUUGGCUGCAUUUCUUUGUUUCAUCUUUAUUGGAUUCUCCUACAUGCACAUACUUUCUUCUGUACUGAGGAUGCCAUCAGAGGAGGGCAGAGCCAAGGCCUUUUCCACUUGUCUGCCCCACCUUGUUGUUGUCUUAUUAUUUCUUUCUACUGCUGCUAUCGAGUAUUUAAAGCCUCAUUCUGACUCUCCAACUGUGUUGGACAUUUUGCUCACUGUUCUCUACACAGUUGUUCCCCCAACCUUCAAUCCAAUGAUCUAUAGUCUGAGAAAUAAAGCCAUCAAGUUGGCUGUCAGAAAAGUUUUUAAGGGAAAGAAAGGACAAUGGUUUUAG